Indicator indicator is the source of this 7350-nucleotide messenger RNA. It is a transcript of the gene APC2, whose product is annotated as APC regulator of WNT signaling pathway 2. The coding region runs from base 40 to 7350 and encodes 2436 amino acids. The transcript has 15 exons. The record is from RefSeq and is a predicted model, not a curated record. Lineage: Eukaryota; Metazoa; Chordata; Aves; Piciformes; Indicatoridae. Gene Ontology annotation, biological process: positive regulation of protein catabolic process; Wnt signaling pathway; regulation of cell differentiation. Gene Ontology annotation, cellular component: catenin complex; cytoplasmic microtubule; beta-catenin destruction complex. Gene Ontology annotation, molecular function: gamma-catenin binding; beta-catenin binding; microtubule binding.
GCCACCGCCGCCGGGGAUGAGGUGCUGGAGGAGGUGAAGAUGUCUGGCUCCAUCGCCUCGUACGACCAACUGGUGCGGCAGGUGGAGGCGCUGAAGAAGGAGAACAGCCACCUCCGGCGGGAGCUGGAGGACAACUCCAACCACCUCUCCAAGCUGGAGAAUGAGACCUCGGAUAUGAAGGAGGUCCUGAAGCACCUCCAGGGCAAGCUGGAGCAGGAGGCGAGGGUCAUGGUGUCCUCGGGGCAGACGGAGGUCCUGGACCAGCUGAAAGCCCUGCAGAUGGACAUCACCAGCCUCUACAACCUCAAGUUCGCCCCGGAGGUGGCCGGAGUUGGGCGCAGUGCCGAGGACAGCCCAGCCCCGGCGCCACUGCCCCAUCGGGACGGCGCCGGGGACCUGGGCAGAGCCACUCUCCGCAUGCUGGAGGAGCUGGACCGGGAGAGGUGCUUCUUGCUGGGUGAGAUCGAGAAGGAGGAGAAGGAGAAGGUCUGGUACUAUGCCCAGCUGCAGAGCUUGGCCACACGCCUGGACGAGCUGCCCCACGUCGAGACGUUCUCCAUGCAGAUGGAUCUGAUCCGGCAGCAGCUGCAGUUCGAGGCGCAGCACAUCCGCUCGCUGAUGGAGGAGCGCUUCGGCACGGCCGACGAGAUGGUGCAGAGGGCACAGAUCCGUGCAUCCCGGCUGGAGCAGAUCGACAAGGAGCUGAUGGAGGCGCAGGACAAGGUGCAGCAGCCGGAGCCACAGCUCUGCGGGAAGGUACCUGGCAUCGAGGGGGACAGCAGCCUGGACCCCCCAACCCACCCAGAGGAGGGGGGCAGCAGCCUGGGCAGCAGCAAGGUGGAGGUGGUCUUCUGGCUGCUGUCCAUGCUGGCCACACGGGACAAGGAGGACCUGUCCCGCACGCUGCUGGCCAUGUCCAGCUCCCAGGAGAGCUGCUUGGCCAUGCGCAAGUCUGGCUGCCUGCCCCUGCUGAUCCAGAUCCUGCACGACUCCGACGGGGAGCCAGGGCCCCCCGAGAGCCCCUCGGGUGCCAAGGAUGCCCGCAUGCGUGCCAACGCUGCCCUCCACAACAUUGUCUUCUCCCAGCCCGAUGAGGGCCAGGCCAAGAAGGAGAUGAGGGUCCUGCAUGUGCUGGAGCAGAUCCGCUCCUACUCGGAGACCUGCUGGGACUGGCUGCAGAUGCAGAGCAGGGAUGCAGGCAGAGGUCCCGAGGGUGGCACGGCACCAGUGCCCAUCGAGCCCCAGAUCUGCCAGGCCACCUGUGCCAUCAUGAAGCUCUCCUUCGACGAGGAGUACCGGCGGGCCAUGAACGAGCUGGGUGGGCUGCAGGCCGUGGCAGAGCUGCUGCAGGUGGACUAUGAGAUGCACAAGAUGACCAACGACCCCCUGAACCUGGCACUGCGGCGCUACGCGGGCAUGGCCCUCACCAACCUCACCUUUGGUGACGUGGUCAACAAGGCAACGCUGUGCUCCCGCCGGGGCUGCAUGGAGGCCAUCGUGGCUCAGCUGGGCUCUGACAGCGAGGAGCUGCACCAGGUGGUCUCCAGCAUCCUGAGGAACCUCUCCUGGCGAGCUGACAUCAACAGCAAGAAGGUGCUGCGGGAGGUGGGCAGCGUGGCCGGGCUGAUGCGGUGCGCGCUGCACGCUGGCAAGGAGUCGACGCUGAAGAGCGUCCUGAGCGCGCUGUGGAACCUGUCAGCACACAGCACAGAGAACAAAGCAGCCAUCUGCGCUGUGGAGGGAGCCUUGGGCUUCCUGGUCAGCACCCUCACCUACAAGUGCCAGAGCAACUCCCUGGCCAUCAUCGAGAGCGGGGGUGGCAUCCUCAGGAACGUCUCCAGCCUCGUCGCCACGCGUGAGGACUACAGGCAGGUGCUGCGGGACCACAACUGCCUGCAGACGCUGCUGCAGCACCUGCGCUCGCACAGCCUCACCAUCGUCAGCAACGCCUGCGGCACCCUCUGGAACCUCUCCGCCCGCAGCCCCCGUGACCAGGAGCUGCUGUGGGACCUGGGGGCCGUCAGCAUGCUGCGCAACCUCAUCCACUCCAAGCACAAGAUGAUCGCCAUGGGCAGCGCCGCCGCCCUCCGCAACCUCCUGGCCAACCGCCCCCCCAAGUACAAGGACGCCGCCGCCGUGGUCUCGCCGGGCUCCUGCAUGCCCUCCCUCUACGUGCGCAAGCAGAAGGCUCUGGAGGCCGAGCUGGAUGCCAAGCACUUGGCUGAGGCCUUUGACACCAUGGAGAAGCAGAGCCUGAAGGGCCAGGGCACCAAGAAGCCGCCGCGGCACAUGGAGAGCCUGGUGAAGGACUACGCCUCCGACUCUGGCUGCUUCGACGAUGACGAGGUGCCCAACAUCUCCACCGGCGUGGAGACUGCCAGCGCCUCCGUCCUCUCCAUGUUCCUCAGCUCUUCCUUCCUCCAGGGGCAGGCCCUGCCGCGGGCGCUGGCGCAGAGGCGAUGCCCGGAGCCGGAGAAGGAGGGUGGCGGCAAACCGGGCGAGCCCAGGAAGCCACCACUGCUACCGGAGGACGAUGUCUCGCUGGCCGCCGAGAAGUUGGCCAACAAGAUCUCCAGCACGGUGGCCAAGAUCGACAAGCUGGUGGAGGACAUCUCCACCAUGCACACGUCCUCGGACGACAGCUUCAGCCUCAGCUCAGAGGACCACUGCCUGGACUGGCAGUACGGCCCCGAGGAGGGGCACGAGGCACGUGCCCAGUCCUGCUCGCCCUGCCGCCUGUCGGACGCCGGCGGCUUUGCCAAGCGGGAGAGCCUGAGCCGGGCACACACCCUGCUGAGGCUGAAGAUGGCCUCCACCAGCCUGUCCAACGACAGCCUCAACAGCGGCAGCACCAGCGACGGCUACUGCACCAAGGAGCACAUGAAGCCCUGCACCAGAGCAGCCUUCCUCGACUACCGCGACGAGCUGCAGCGCUACCAGAAGCGGCCCAGCCGGCUCGACCUCAAGAGCAUCCUGGGCAGCAAGCUGGAGAGGGCCAAACCCCCUGUGCCCAAGGGCAGGGACCAGGCCGAGCCGGAGAAGCCGGAGCAGCCAGACGUGCCCGAACGGGCCAAGAAGACAGUGACCUUCCCCAGUCCCAAGGCACUGGAGAAGGAGACUGAGUGGAAGAAGGAGACGGGCAGCAAACCCUCCUCCGACCCCCAGGUCCACACCAUCAAACUCUCCCCUUCCUACCAGCACGUUCCGCUGCUCGAGAGCUUGGCCAAGAGCGGUGCUACUGCUGCUGGCACUGGCCACCACCCCUCCCUCCCGGGCAGAAAGCAAGCCUGGCUGCCCCCUGCACUGCUGCAGACGGCUGAGACCUUGAGCAAGAUCCCCGAGAAGCUGCCUGCCCACCCUCCAGCCACGGCGGAGCAGGAGUUGGUGCAGAAGUACUCGGUGGAGGACACCCCCAUCUGCUUCUCCAGGUGCAGUUCCCUCUCCUCCCUUUCCUCAGCAGACAAUGUUUUGGACGGGCAGAGCCACAGCGAGAACGACCUGGACAGCGACUCCUCCCUGGAGAUCCUGGAGAUGGAGGAAGGGGAAGCAGAAGAUGAGGACGGGAGGCAGGAGAAGGAGAAGGUGGAUCCAGAUCCAGCCCUGCUGGCCGGGAUUUCCCAGCCCAUCACCAUCCCCUUCCCGAAGCGGGACAAGAUCUUCCUGCGGGAGUCAUCGCCGUCGCGGCAGGAGGACCUCACCCCCUCCAGCUCCUCAGAGAACUACAUCCAGGAGACUCCUCUGGUGAUGAGCCGCUGCAGCUCCGUCAGCUCCCUGGGCAGCUUCGAGAGCCCCUCCAUCGCCAGCUCCAUCCAGAGCGACCCCUGCAGCGAGAUGAUCAGCGGCACCAUCAGUCCCAGCGAGCUGCCCGACAGCCCCGGGCAGACCAUGCCCCCCAGCCGCAGCAAGACGCCCCUCUUCGAGCUGGGCUGCCAGCCAGAGAAGGAGACCAGCCAGUUCAACAUCCAGUGGGAGAACAACGUCAAGAAGUUCAUGGAAAUCACCGACUUCAAGGAACGCUUCCAGCUGCCCCAGGACCUGGACUCCAUGGUCUACUUCACGGUGGAGAAACCCAACGAGAACUUCUCCUGCGCCUCCAGCCUGAGCGCCCUGCCCCUCCACGAGCACUACGUGCAGAAGGACGUGGAGCUGAAGCUGAUGCCCACCUUCCCCGAGAAGAACAGCCUGAACUUCGUGGCCCACGAGAAGCGGGAGGAGCGGCGGGAGGAGCGGCGCCCGGAGGGCCGGCGGCGGGCGGAGCGCCCCGAUCCCCCCGACGACGACGACGACAUCGAGAUCCUGAAGGAGUGCAUCAGCUCCGCCAUGCCCUCCCGCUUCCGCAAGGUGAAGACCUCCCUGCUCUCCGGCCAGGUCCUGCACCCCCAGACCAAGAAGCCCCUGCACGUCCCUGUCUACAUGCUGGUGCCGGCCCAGGCGCCUCCCGGCGCCCCCAGGCACCUGCGCACCGCCGCCCCCCGCGACCCCUUCAGGGACGAUGACUCCUUCACCGACUCGGCCGACGGGACCCCGGUGAACUUCUCCAGCGCCGCCUCGCUGAGCGAUGAGACCCUGCGCUACCCACCCGCCGAGGAGGCCGAGCGCCCCCGCGGCUUGGCCGAGGGGCAGCGUCAGCUGGGCAGCGCUGGCACCAUCCCUGCCAGGAGAGCUGCCUCCGGCGGCUCGGCGCCCGCCCGGCUAAGCUCAGCCUGCAAGGGCAAAGUGGGGGCCAGCCGUGGGCAAAGUGGGGAGGGAAAGCGAAGCCAGCAGCCCACAAAGAGCGGCCCCAAGCUGGAGCUGGAGGUGGGGAGGCCCCCCAGUGGUGCCUCUGGAAGGAAGGAUGCUCCCCAGGAGGACGAGGUGGCCUUCCAGUCGCUGUGUCACACCACGCCGACAGAGGAAGCUGUCUACUGCUUCUACGAGCAGGACUCGGACGAGCUGCCCGAGGUGGGCGGGCAAGGGGCUGGCAGCAAAGCUCAGCCUGGCCGGGCACCCAGGAGGGAGCGCUGGGGUGGCUCCAUCCCCCGCAGAGAGCCCGAGCCAGGCCCCCGGCCAGCGAAGAGCAAGCCACAGAACAACCUCAUCGCCGACGAGACUCCACCGUGCUACUCCCUCAGCUCCUCCAUGAGCUCCCUAAGCGAUGCCAACCUCUCCGACGGCAAGGAGCGGGGCCAGCCCUGCGGCAAAGCCCCGCGGCCGCGCUCAGCCACGGUGUCCUUGGGGAAGGGGGGCUCCCCCAGCUCCCCCAGCCUCAACUCGGAGGAUGACCUGCUGCAGAAGUGCAUCGGCUCGGCCAUGCCCAAGCGCCGGCGGCCCUCGGCUCGCCGCAGGGUGCCGGAGCGCAAGCAGAAGCCGUCCGGUGCCGGCGGGAGGGAGCGGAAGGCUGAGGCGAGGCACCGCUCCACCGAGGACACCGGCUCCGACCGGGGCUCGGACCUGGACAGCGUGGAGUGGCAAGCCAUCCAGGAGGGUGCCAACUCCAUCGUCACCUGGCUGCACCAGGCUGCUGCCUCCCUCUCACGGGAGCCUUCCUCCGAGUCCGACUCCAUCCUCUCCUUCAUGUCGGGGCUCUCGGUGGGCUCCACGCUGCAGCUGUCCCUGGGCAGGCAGGAGAAGCAGCGAGCCAGCAGCGUGGGCGGCCGGGAUGUGGCCAGGAGGGAGCGCAGCAAGAGCCGCCCAGAGAGGAAGGAGGCGCCGGGUGCCCGUCCCGCCGGCCGAGGAAGCACCAGGGCAGAGCGCAGCCCAGCACCCACCAAGCCAGUGCCCAACCUGCCCGUGGUCUUCCGUGGCAGGACUGUCAUCUACAUGCCCAACCUGCCCAAGGAUGCCCCCAGCCCAAGGGGCACCCCAAAGAAAAGCUCCGCGGCCAAGCCUGAGGCGUCGCCGGCCAAGAACCUCUCCCUGAGCCAGCAGCGCUCACGGAGCCUGCACCGGCUGGGCAAACCCCCCGAAACCGGGGACCUGGCACUGCCCAAGAGGAGCACGACACCCCCCGCCCGCAUCGGCAAAGGACCUCCCUCCUCGGGCUCCUCCCGCACCUCCACCCCCUCCCAGCAUGCUCCCAAGAAGCUGCCGUCGCCCUCCCAGGCCACCAAGCAGAGUCCCCCGGCUGCGGGCAAGGCGAGCAGCUCACCCUCACCGCCGGGACCCCCGGCCAGAGCCCCAGCCCCCAGGUCCCCUGCACCCAAGCAGUCCAAGACUCAGAAGUCUCCCGUCCGCAUCCCCUUCAUGCAGAAGCCCAGCAGGAAGGUGCUGCCAGGCCGGGGCACCAUGCCUGUGCUGGAGGAGCAGGUGGAUGCUAACAAGGCAGGGGGCAGCGGGCCGGGGGUGCCAGGGGGUGGCGGGCGGCUGAACCUGGUGCGGAUGUCGUCCACCCGUUCCAGCGGGAGCGACUCGGAUCGCUCCGGCUUCUUACGCCAGCUCACCUUCAUCAAGGAAUCCUCCAGCCUGCUGCUGCGGCACCGCUCCGAGCUCGGCCCGGGGCAGCCUUCGGCCUCUUCUCUGCCUCGCCGCCAGUCCCCGCAGCGCAGCCGAACCGCCCUCCCGGCCGUCUUCCUCUGCUCCUCCCGCUGCGAGGAGCUCAAGGCGGCCAAGCCAGCAGCCUCCAACCCGCGGCCCCUCGUCACCAGAGCCCAAGCCGGCGGCAAAGUUUCCCCCGGGGUCAAGCCGCCGCGGAGGACCAGCUCCGAGAGCCCGUCCCGGCUGCCGGUGAAGACCAGCGCGGCUGCACCGGAGUCCUUCAAGAGGUACUCGUCCUCACCCAACAUCAGCGUGGCACGGAGGACUGGCAGCCCUUCCUCUGUCCUCUCUGCCCGCUCCGAGGCUUCGGCGCAGCGGCAGCGGCGGCAGCCCGAGGCGGUACCCGACGGGCAGCCGGCGAAGCCGCCGGUGGUGAUGAUGAAGGGCACAUGGCGCAGGAUUCGGGACGAGGACAUCCCCCACAUCCUCAAGAGCACGCUGCCCUCCUCUGCCCUGCCUUUGGCGGGCACCGGGGAGGAGGAAGAGGAGGAAGAUGAGGAGGAGGAGGAGCACCCCGGCACCCCCAGGAAGACCAGCGACGCCGUGGUGCAGACCGAGGACUUCUCCACCGCCAAGACCAACUCCAGCACCUCUCCGACGCUGGAGACCCGGGAGGGACCCCCCCACCCCCGCGCUGCCUGCGAUGGCGAAGCUCUGGUCCCCACCAAGGCCACCCUGCCCAUCUCCUUCGGCCACGAGGCACCCACGGGGACCUUCCCCAGCAGCCGGCACGGCUCCCCCAGCAGAGCUGCCCGAGUCACCCCCUUCAACUACGUCCCCAGCCCCAUGGCAGUGACAGCGGUGGCUGACACGGUGGUGGAGAAAAUCCAGGCUUGA